Molecule: messenger RNA, 1865 nt
Organism: Bombyx mori (domestic silkworm)
Lineage: Eukaryota; Metazoa; Arthropoda; Insecta; Lepidoptera; Bombycidae
Product: maltase 2
Exons: 12
Coding region: 19-1761 (580 amino acids)
Biological process (GO): carbohydrate metabolic process
Source: RefSeq, a predicted model, not a curated record
GCAGGCAGCUUUGAAGGGAUGUGGUAUAUUUUUGUAAUAAUUUUUUCGCUGUCACGUGUGGGAGCUAGAUACGAAAAUGUGAAUAUUAAGCAAGACUGGUGGGAAACCGCGGUGUUCUAUCAGCUCAAUACAAGGUCGUUCAUGGAUAGCGACGGCGAUGGUAUUGGAGAUAUUAAUGGCAUAACAACGCGUCUAGACUAUUUAAAGGAGUUGGGAGUUGACGCAGCAUGGUUGUCUCCGAUCUUCAAGUCCGCAAUGCACGACUUCGGCUAUGACACCACAGAUUAUUACACAAUACAACCAGAAUAUGGAUCGAUGGAGGAUUUUGAGCAUCUUCUCAAAAAAGCCAAUGAACUGAAUAUCAAAAUAGUUCUGGAACUGGUCCCAAAUCACACUAGCAACGAGAGCGAAUGGUUUUUGAAAUCAUCAAAUAGAGACGAAUAUUACAGCGACUGGUUUAUUUGGGAGAGUGGUCAUUUAGACAAUAUGGGUAUUCGAAAACCGCCUAAUAACUGGGUGAGCGUAUUCAGGAAAAGCGCAUGGAAAUAUAUGGCCAACAGAGAUCAGUACUAUCUGCACCAGUUCGGCGAGUCUCAGCCCGAUCUGAAUUACAGAAACCCUGUUGUCGUUGAUGAAAUUAAGAACGUUAUCAAAUUUUGGCUUGAAAAAGGAGUAGCAGGCCUGAAGAUACCCUCUAUCAAUUAUCUAUUCGAAGUUGACAAAGACUUGUAUGGCGGACGCUAUCCUGAUGAACCGAUAACUGGUCGACCUGGAUUAGGACCCGAUGAUUACGUUUAUCUAGAACACGUAUACACUAAAGAUCAAGAAGAAACAUAUGACAUGGUGUCGCAGCUUAGAGACGUAUUCGAUGGUAUUACUAUAAGGGAUAAUUUGACGAGGAUAAUGAUGACGGAGGCCGACACGACUAUCAAAAAUGCAGUGAAGUAUUAUGGGGAAGGGGCCCAUUUGGGAGCUCAUGUGCCCUUCAAUUUGGGUCUCAUUGGAGAGCUGAAUAAGGAAUCGGAUGCACGGGACUUCAAAUACAUCAUUGACCGUUGGCUCACGUACAAACCUUUGAAGAAACCUGCAAAUUGGAUGAUUGGAAAUCACGACAAGAGCAGAGUGUCUUCUAGAUUCAGACCUGAUCUGGUGGACGCUCUCAACAUGCUAAUUCUACUGCUGCCUGGAAUUGCGAUCACUUAUAUGGGUGAAGAGAUAGGAAUGGUUAAUGGAUUCGUUCCUUGGAGCGAAACGAAGGAUCCACUGGCCUGCAACACUGACGAUCCUGUGAAUUACAUCGAAGUGUCCCGGGACCCCGUCCGGACGCCUUUCCAAUGGAACUCCGGGAAAAACGGAGGAUUUUCGACUGCAGAGCGAACCUGGCUUCCAGUAGCUGACGGCUAUGAAUCGUUAAACGUGGCCAGUCAAAGAUCGGCUGUCAGAUCGCAUUAUCAAGUUUACAGAACGCUGACUAAUUUACGCAUCAGGCCUGCGUUUAGACUUGGGAGAUAUGAAUCGUUGUCACUGAACAACGAUGUGUUUGCUUUCAAAAGAUGGUACAACGACGAUACGUAUAUAAUCGUUAUGAACGUUGGAAAGCGUGAUCGAAUUGUCAAUUUGACGGCUUUCGAUCUUGUAUUUGGACAAUUAGAAGUUGAGGCCAGCAGCGUUUUGUCUUCAAGGACCUACAGCGACAACGUUCAAGCAAACCGUUUGGAUUUGGCGGUCGACGAAGCUUUAGUUUUAAGGAUGCAGGUUUAAGUCUUUAAAAAAAAACCUAUUGUCAUCACCUAAUAAUGUUAGGUAUUUUAAUUCUGAUUGUUUUACUUUUUCUUGAUUCAAAAUAAAUUUCUCUUUUAUACAAA